Messenger RNA from Anoplopoma fimbria (sablefish), 3927 nucleotides. RefSeq names its product Rho GTPase activating protein 45b (gene arhgap45b). The record is from RefSeq and is a predicted model, not a curated record. Bases 26 to 3841 code for a protein of 1271 amino acids. Gene Ontology annotation, molecular function: GTPase activator activity. Gene Ontology annotation, cellular component: membrane. The transcript is spliced from 24 exons. NCBI's taxonomy places the organism in Eukaryota, Metazoa, Chordata, Actinopteri, Perciformes, Anoplopomatidae. Gene Ontology annotation, biological process: signal transduction; activation of GTPase activity.
GUCUGUCUGCCUGUCUGUCUGUCCGAUGUGCGACACUAGCAGUGACAGGAGGAACACCACGGACAGACAGUUUGCUUGGCUGCACGUCGGCACGAAUGGCAACGAGCUCCCGCUGAGAGGAGGAGGAGGAGGAGGAGGAGGAGGUGGAGGAAGAGGAGGCAGCAGAGCGCACAAGUGGCGCGUCGGAGGUUGGGUAGGUGGGCUGCGAGUAAAGCUCCGAGAAGCCGGGAUGGACGGCAAAGGCACUCUGAAGAUGUUCGCCAGGAAGAAACGGGAACUGAUUAAGACGCCAUCCAUCUCGAAGAAGAGCCGAGCAGGAAGCCCCGGGCCGCAGAGCAGCGCCCAGUCUCUGUCUAUCCUUCAGGAGCAGCCUCGUAAAGAUGGAGGCGUUGACAUCGGCCUCUCCUCUUCGCCUUCGUCCUCCUGUUCUUCCUCUUCAACUCUCACUCCGACUUCCGCAGGGCUGCUGGACCCGUCCCUGUCCUGCCCGGGGACCCCCAACGUCCAGCACGGCAAGCUGGCGGGGAUGCAAGGGGUGGGCUGCCCGUCUCCAGUGUCCACCCUGAAGAGGCCCACGGCGCUGAGCAGACACGCCAGCGCUGCAGGUUUCCCGCUCCAGUCCUGGGUGUUCACUAAAGGCCAGGGGAAAGGGGCCCUGACCCCGACGACCCCGUCUGAUGGUCCGGAGAGCACAGCCAUCGAGGUGGAGGACAUCCCCGCCCUGCUGAGGGACGUGGCGCGCUUCGCAGAGGCUGUGGAGAAACUGAAGGAUGUCGUGUUGGCAGAAGGUAAGGAGAAUCAGCGUCCCGUGGCUCACGAGUGUCUGGGGGAGGUCCUACGGGUGCUCCGUCAGGUCAUCAACACCUACCCUCUGCUCAACACCGUGGAGAUCCUCACUGCUGCCGGCAAGCUCAUAUCCAAGGUCAAAGGUUUCCACUAUGAGGCCUGUAACGAGGCAGAUAAAAAGGACUUUGAGAAGGCGAUUGAAACCAUUGCAGUUGCUUUUAGCAGCAAUGUGUCUGAACUGCUGAUGGGAGAGGUGGACAGCAGCACGUUGCUCUCUCAGCUGCCCACUGAGAAGAGCAGGUCGAUGGAGAACCUGUACGCUGCGACAGGACACGGAGCUGACGGACAUUACAGGAGCGACCUGCAGGACAUGGGCAGAGCCGAGGAAGUGGAUGUGAUCCUCCAGAACAGCGAGGGAGGGGUGGACUCCGCUCUGCUCUACGCCAAAACCAUCUCCAAGUACAUGAAGGACCUGAUGAGCUACGUGGAGAAGAGAAUCUCUCUGGAAACUGAGUUCUCCAAAGGCCUCCAGAGAUUGUACCAGUCCUGCAAACACAGCAUAACACACCCCCAAAUGCCCCUCUUCUCCAUCUACUCUCUGGCUCUGGAGCAGGACCAGGAGCAGAGUGUGGGGCUGCAGCAGGCCAGCACCACCCUGCACACCCAGACCUUCAUCCAGCCGCUGAUGCAGCGUAAACAGGAGCAUGAAAAGAGACGGAAGGAGAUCAAGGAGCACUGGAUUCGAGCCAAGAGAAAACUGAUGGAGUGUGAGGCGAACCUGCGGAAAGCCAAGCAAGUCUACAUGGUCCGCUGUGAGGAGUACGAAAAAGCCAAAACAGCAGCCUGCCGAGCUGAGGAGGAAGGAGGAGGAUCUACAGCGAAGUCUGUGGAGAAGAAGAAACGAGUGGAGGAAGAGGCUCGCAACAAGUCAGACGAGGCGGAGGCCACCUACCGGACGUGUAUAGCAGAUGCCACCACUCAGCAGCUGGAGCUGGAGCACACAAAGGUCACAGUGCUGAGACAACUGCAGGACGUCAUCAAGCAGAGCGACCAGACCCUCCGCUCGGCGACCAUCUCGUACUACCAGCUCAUGCACAUGCAGACGGUGGCCUUGCCGGUCCACUACCAGACUCUGUGUGAGAGCAGUAAGCUGUAUGACCCGGGUCAGCAGUACGCGGCCUACGUCAGAGACCUGCAGCUGCCGGAGCAGCCGAGUGUUCACUACGCAUUUGAGAACUACUGUCCCUCCAGCUCAUCGUCACACCAUGGCCACAGACCCAGAAACGACAGUUUCAACACAGAACAGACGAGCCAGACGGAAACAGCAACUGCAGAACACAGAGAAGCAGAGGCUCAGCGCAAGAGGCAGGGCCACAAGUCGUGGGGUUCGACUGUGAGCGAUGACAGCGUUGGAGGAGAGGGAGGCCUAGAGUCUCCUACUGCCAGCUCAAGUGACAUCAGUAAAAUUGUCCGCACAUCAUCCACUGGAACAAUGUCGUCCAAUGAGGACGCAGAUGAGAAAGACGGGAAUGUGAACUCAUUUGAAGCUCCAAACAUGAACGGCAUGGAUCCAGAUGUGGUGGUGUCCACCAGACCUUUCCGUAACAUCGGCCUGUCCAAAGCAGCCCAGACCCACCGACUGAGGAAGCUACGGACUCCUUCAAAGUGCCGCGAGUGCGACAGCUACGUUUACUUCCAGGGGGCCGAGUGCGAGGAGUGCUUCCUGGCGUGUCACAAGCGCUGCCUGGAGACUCUGGCCAUCCAAUGCGGCCACAAGAAGCUGCAGGGUCGUCUGCAGCUGUUCGGCAGGGACUUCUCUCAGGUGGCCAGCUGUGCCAGUGACGGCAUCCCCUUCAUCAUCACCAAGUGCAUCUCCGAGAUAGAGAGGCGGGCGCUCAAGAUGAAGGGCAUCUACCGGGUGAACGGGGUGAAGACGCGGGUGGAGAAGCUGUGUCAGGCCUUUGAGAAUGGCAAGGAGCUGGUGGAGCUGUCCCAGUGCUCACCACAUGACAUCAGCAACGUCCUCAAGCUUUACCUCAGACAGCUGCCAGAGCCCAUCAUGCUGUUCCGCCUGUACAACCAGCUGAUGGGUUUGGCGAAGGAGAGUCUGCAGGGCGAAGCGGAGACACCUGAGGGAGAGGAGGCGGAGUCGAACAGCAUCAACCACGCGGCGGGCAAGGGGUCGGAGCUGGUGGAUCUGGGCCCCGACACAGACCCAGAGGUCCUGGUUCUGGUGGAGAAGCUGAAGGCGCUCCUGAAGGAGUUGCCAAAGGCUAACGUCGCUACGCUGCGCUACAUAAUCCGCCACCUUCGGAGGAUUGCAGAGCUAGAGGAAGACAACAAGAUGAGUCCCAGUAACUUGGGUAUUGUGUUCGGUCCCUCCCUGAUGCGUCCCCGUCCAACCGGGGCCACGAUAUCGCUCUCCUCUCUGGUCGAUUACCCCCACCAGGCCCGCAUCGUGGAGUCCCUCAUCGUCUUCUACUCGACCAUCUUCCAGUCCAAAACCUCUCAGUCCCACAAAAUGGGUCGCUCUGCUUCCACCUCCACUCAGCAGAGUACUGCAGAUGACAAGAUAGGAAACUCGGCUGAUGCAGAGGAUGGAGGCAGCGAGGAGCCAAAUAUACCAGAAUCUGACAAGAUGGAGGAGGGAUGUGGAGGUUCUUUGGGGUCUCUGGGUUCUAGUGAGCAGCUCUCCGACUCGGAGGUGGACGAGAGCGGCCAGAGGACCGCAACUUCCCUCAUCCUGGUAAAGCAGGAGAGCGAGGUGAGCGUUGACGACGACCAGCUGAGCUACAGGGACAGUCUGGACCUGUCCGGCCAGUCCACGACCCAAACCGACCCGGAACAGGAUGCAGAUCAAGGCCCAGACGAAGCGGUGCCCCCCGCGGUGCCCCCGCGGUGCCCCCCGCUGCCGGACAGCGGGCCCCCACGCUGCCCCCGCGCUGCCGGACAGCGGGCCCCCACGCUGCCCCCGCGCUGCCGGACAGCGGGCCCCCAGAUGAAGACACAGCGGCGGAGCAGGACCUCAGCGCCUCUCUGGCCGAGCUCAACGUGAACCAGAACAACAACAACAACGACGACUACCAAUGCUCCCCCAUGUUGAGCUUGUCGAGGUUCCAACUGGCUCGUCUAUGUGGAAAG